This is a messenger RNA of Daldinia caldariorum, 2100 nucleotides long. Its product is annotated as glycoside hydrolase family 16 protein. The coding region runs from base 491 to 1702 and encodes 403 amino acids. Gene Ontology annotation, molecular function: hydrolase activity, hydrolyzing O-glycosyl compounds. Gene Ontology annotation, biological process: glucan catabolic process. The transcript is spliced from 4 exons. Lineage: Eukaryota; Fungi; Ascomycota; Sordariomycetes; Xylariales; Hypoxylaceae. The record is from RefSeq and is a predicted model, not a curated record.
UGCAUUGUGGUACGACAAAUAUGCAACCUCUUCAUUGGUGUUGGUAGUUCCGUUGCUGCAAUAUUUUAAGGCUAGCUUAGGAGGUAGGUAUCUGGAAGAUUUGAGAAAGUUAAGAGGAGGUUUUCUUUAUCUCGUAUUGCCAGUGUGAAAUUCAAUAAAAUAAUUUAAGAAUCUAACCACCAUCAACAACUUGAACAACUUUUAUGCGCCACAUCAAGCAACUCUAUUAAACUUCUUGUACCAACCACCUCUUAACUAAUACAUAUAUGCCCUUUAAGCACACGCAUUUCUAGAAAAAAAAGUCACCUGUUUUAAGACGGAGCUACCACUCGAAUUCGGAUUUUGGGUUGUUGGAAAAAAUAUCGCAGCGCAGCAGGCAGCAGCAUUCGGAUUUUGACCUCAUUCGGGUUUCUAAGCGAAAUUCGCCGUACCCAAGCUUUUUUUUCUCACGAGCUUAUCUUGCGGGCCAAGCAAAAGUUCUAAUACAAAUAUGGGUUGGGAGAACACGCCCGCCCAGCCUAAGGCUGGUCCUGCUUCCUUUCAGGUCAGAGAUACAGACGGCCCGGUUGAGAUGGUAACUGGACCACCACCUUACUAUUCUACCGAGCGACAAGAUUAUCGACAAGAUUAUUCAAAUUACCCACAACGAAACAUGCACGAACAAUCAGCUGCACCUUGGUGGAAUCCGAGGUCUUGGAGGAAAAGGACUUGGGCUAUUGUUGUGGCCGCUGUGGUUAUCAUUCUCGUUAUCGUCAUAGUUGUUCCAAUCGAGGUCACCAAGGCGAAUCGAUACCCGAAUUAUACCAAGCUCAAUUACGCCUUGGCAGAUGAAUACUCUGGAACGACUUUCUUCGACAAAUUCAAUUAUUUUGUUGGAUACGAUCCGGCGCAGGGAUUCGUUCAUUAUGUGCCAAGGGAACAAGCUACACAACUGAACCUCACGUAUGCUUCGGAGGAUUCGGCCAUUAUAAGAGUUGACACCUCUGUCGGUCCUCAAUCCGUGCCUGAUGCAUCGACUGGCCGCUUUUCCGUGCGACUCGAGUCUCAGACGCAGUACGAAAAUGGUCUUUUCAUCUUCGACGUGAAGCACACGCCGUUUGGAUGUGGAACUUGGCCCGCCUUGUGGCUUGUCGACCCCGCCAACUGGCCGGACCAUGGCGAGAUCGACGUAAUGGAGGCUGCGAAUCAAGCUACCGACGGCAACCAAAUGACGCUGCACACGACAGACGGUUGCACGAUGGACGUGAAGCGCAUAAUGAGUGACUCAAGCCUCUCAAAUGACUGCUACAAUGCCACCGAUAACAAUGCCGGCUGCGGAGUUAGGGGCUCUGCUGCUACUUACGGCAGCGCGUACAACGACGCACAGGGCGGCAUCAUCGCGAUGGAGUGGCGCAACGAGGGUAUCCGGGUGUGGCAGUUCGGCAGGAGCAGCAUCCCUACCGAUAUCACCGCCAAGAAUCCGGAUCCGAGCAUCUGGGGCUCAGCCUCCGCCGACUUCCCCAACACGAACUGUGACAUCGGCUCGCACUUCAAGAACCAGAGCAUCAUUGCUAACAUCGAUCUCUGCGGCCAGUAUGCUAGCGCAUUGUACGCUACGAGCGGCUGCCCGAGCAACUGCACCGAUUACGUCGCUAACAACCCUGAUGCUUUUACCAAUGCAUUCUGGGAGUUCGGUAGAUUUGAAGUCUACAAGGCGACUUGAUUCAUAAUCCGGAAGUUUACACCAGUUAAUAGAUGAAUAGUAUCUUUGGAGUUGGCGGCUAUUCGAUAUUUCUUUUGGGCGGGAAUUAGUACUAGGACUGAUGAGUAGAGCCAUGAAGGGUCAGCAGGAUAUAGAGGCUUAUGAAGCUUAUGAGCGGUUUGUACCAUGCAGGGAAAUGGAUCAUAAGGCGCAUUUCUGCGGAAGCGAAAGAGAGUAUAACCUUAUGGAAUAUCAUUAUGAUAUAUGUAUUAAAUCAGUUAUGGUUGUACGUAUGUGGCCUGGAGACUGGAGAAAAGGCGUAAUGAUAUAAUUUGAUACAAUUAUCUUACGCAUUUCGGUUCAAAUCACCAUCGAUCUUCUUUAUAUAUAUGAGAUGAGCCUGGCGCGCGCAAGUAUAC